GACAUAAGGUGGAAAGAAUCUAGAAAUCUGAAUUGAUAGGUGAUACACACACACACACACGAGAGUGUGUACGUAUAGGUUUCUCUCUCUAUAUCUAAAAAUUCUUUGGUGGCCAAAUGGCAAAGCAAUUUAUGAUGGAAUCAAAGCAAUAUAUGUGCCUGGAGACCACAAGUUGACAAACCUAAACCUGUGACUUCAUUUUAUUUCAUUUCUAGAGAGAGAAACAAACAUAGGGAUCUAUAUCUAUCUAUCUUAUCUCAAAUCACUCUCUCUCUCUCUCUCUAUCUCUCUUUCUCGUAUCUGUUGAUCAGAAAAGUGGACCAGUAGAUCGGAGAUUUUCCUUUUUUUAUUAUUAUAUUUUAUACCGAUGAUCCUUUAAUUUCAUAAUUUGAUUCAAUUCAGUUAUCGGAUUUCUGUAAUUCACUGGAGGUUAUUUUGAAGAGGAUUUGUGCGGUUUUGACGGUUAAUUAUCGGCAUGAGUGCAGGAAUGGCAGCCAAAGUACAAGCUAAGACAUAUUUUCACGGUUCCAUGAUGGAUCUAAACAACGGUUUAUGCAAUGUUAUGUGGGACCCAUAUCGUGAUGACCGAAACCAGAGUUACAACUCCUUUUUGAUGAGCCAAACCAUGGAUGGAUACUCGGGAUAUCCGAAAGAACAAAUGAGGCGAACUAUUUUGAAUCAAGAGUCAGUCUUCAAGCAUCAGCUUCAAGAACUUCAUCGCCUGUAUAAACGGCAAAGAGAUUUGAUGAAUGAAGUUAGAAUGAAAGACCAUUACGGUUUUACAAUACCAGCAAAAGCUCCAAAUUCGGGUCAUUUUUUAAGUCAAGUUUGUUCACAGAGAAGAGUGAUUGAUUUAGAACUGCCUGCUGAUGUGGAAGAAGAUAAUCAAGGGGUGGAAAAUGUUCAUAAUUUAAUCACAAAAAAACCUUAUAAUUUGGCUGAUCUUAACGAACCAAUCCAGAUGGAAGAAGCAAGAAACAGUGAUUACGGUAGUACUGACAACAUACAAAGGCAAGAUUUAUCUACAAAUUCAAACUUUUGGUACUUGCAAUCUGUACCGAAGCAAUCUAAUGACCAUUUAUCGAGGAAAAAAACGAUAUUUGGUGUUGAACUUUGUGAAAGCGGGCAUAAGUCGCCUUUUGAUUCUUCACAGUCUUCUUCACGAGAUCAGAAUACUUCAUCGCUUAACCAUAACCAUUGGACCGAACGACAUGAAGUUUUUAAUGGGAAAAAGAAUCUUGAAAAACAGCUGCCGCAUUGGCUUAUGAACACCAAAGGGAAAGAAACGAUACUUUAUCAGAUGAACUUGGAUUCUUUGCAGCAACAUUCUCAGCAGUUUUUCAAGAAAGCCGAGAAACAUCAAACCGAAAACGUCCAUAUUACAAAAAUUCUAGGGGUCCCGAUUCAAGAUUCCGCCAUCCAUACUCAGGAUACGAAUGCGGAAACUGAUAAAAAUAACGGCAUUUUGAAACCAAGGCAUGGCAUUGACUUGAAUCUGUCAUUUGACGAAGACGAGGAUCUUUCUGCAACACCGCACGUUCCAGAAACCGUUGUCGGUAUUGCUUCAACGGAGAUCGACUUAGAGGCCCCUGCAACCGUUGAAGCUGAAACAGAUGAUCAGGAACUUGUUAAAUCUGCAGCUGAGGCUAUCAUGUCCAUUUCGUCAUCUGACGCACCGCCAGAUGAUACUUUGCUGCAGUGGUUUGCAGAGGUGAUUGCGUUGGAAUGUGAUGGUAACAAAUCCGUAAAUGUGAAUAAAGAUGAAGAUUGUAUUCCCGAAGGUAUGGAUUACUUCGAGUACAUGACGUUAAAGCUGCAAGAAACUGAGGUAGAUAACCGCUGCUAUAAGGCAGCGACUGUGGUGGACGAUAAAGAAGACGGCGGUUUAUCGAGAAAAACGGUGACAAGAAAGGGACAAGGAAAGAGGGGUAGGCAGAAGAAAGAUUUUCAGCGCGAUGUUCUGCCGGGAAUUGUUUCGUUAUCAAGGCGAGAAGUGACGGAAGAUCUUCAGACGUUUGAAGAGGCGUUUAACGGUAUUGGUGUUUCGUGGCAGUCGAAGAGGAAAGCUGGCAGGGGCAGGCGGCAGUUGGCGGUUGUUAGUCCCACGCUGUCACCGCCUCCCGCUCCGCCACCAGAGAUGGCGGUUGAGCAGAGUGUUUGUCGGGAGGUGGCGUUGGAGGAGAAAAGUCUUAGCGGGUGGGGAAAAAGGACGAGACGGUUGCCCAGACAGAGAUGUCAAAAUGGUGGUAAUCAUCAGUCUCUUGCUUUGAAGUGUUGAGUCAAAACGACGGUUGACUAGCGUCGGUGUUGUGACCAUUGAUGUAAAUAGUUAUACAGUAGAGUUCUUAAAUCUGUCUCCUGCACAAGUGAUGAAAGUUGCAUUCAACAAAGUUAGUUACUUUGGUAAGAAGAACAACAUUCUGGUUUAUGAAUUUGAUAGGUUUUGGUUCAGUGCUUGCUUAAUUAGUCAUAAUUACCAUCUUUAACUGCUAACACUUGAGUGAUUGGUCAGUUUUCAUAUGUAUGAGACACCAAGUUGUUACUUAUAGGAUGAAUCUUGAUAAAAUUCUGGGGCAAUUAUAUAUGAAGUAUUUUGAAUGUUUAUAUUA
This is a messenger RNA of Helianthus annuus (common sunflower), 2609 nucleotides long. RefSeq lists its product as uncharacterized. The transcript is spliced from 3 exons. The coding region runs from base 476 to 2278 and encodes 600 amino acids. The record is from RefSeq and is a predicted model, not a curated record. NCBI's taxonomy places the organism in Eukaryota, Viridiplantae, Streptophyta, Magnoliopsida, Asterales, Asteraceae.